Molecule: messenger RNA, 1547 nt
Organism: Drosophila bipectinata
Lineage: Eukaryota; Metazoa; Arthropoda; Insecta; Diptera; Drosophilidae
Gene: sut2
Product: sugar transporter 2
Biological process (GO): monosaccharide transmembrane transport
Cellular component (GO): membrane
Molecular function (GO): hexose transmembrane transporter activity
Source: RefSeq, a predicted model, not a curated record
UACGGCUGGAUGCGAAUCACUUUCGGUUUGGCUCUUGGCUCGACAGCAUCGUCGAUCCCAUCGAUUCCACCAUGGUUGUCGUUAUGCAUGUGAAUCCGGGUAGAAGCAAUGGUUGGACGCCGCUCCUCCUACUUGUGUGUCUAACAGUUACGCUGGGCACAACGAUUCCCGUGGGUUACUUCUUCGGCGUCCUCAACGCCCCGGCCGAGAUUAUCAAGAAAUGGUGCCAGGACAUCCUGGCCAGUGAGUACGACACUAUCGUCACGAGUGGCCAGUUGGACAUCCUCUGGACUAGUAUAGUGUCCAUCUACCUGAUCGGUGGCAUAUGCGGAUCCUGCUUCAGUGCUUUGUGCAGCGACAAAUAUGGCCGCAAGGGCUGUCUCUUGAUAAGCUGUGUGAUUCUGGUGAUCUCUGGCAUUCUGUUCAACUGGUGCCGUGCCGCCAAAUCCCUGGAGAUGAUAAUGGUGGGCCGCUUCCUAGGCGGCAUAGCUUCCGCUUUAAUCUUCACUGCCCAGCCCAUGUAUCUCCUGGAGGCCGCUCCUUCGGAACUGAGCGGCAGCGUUGGCGUCUUCACCUGCAUUGGAGUGACGGGUGGCAUAUUGCUGGCUCAAGUCUUCACCUUGUCCCAUUUACUGGGUAACGAGCGGCUAUGGCCAUACGCUCUGAGUGCCUACUCCUUGCUGGUGAUGGCAUCGAUGGUGCUCAUUUGGUGGUUCCCGGAGAGUCCUCGCUGGCUUUACCUCCAGAAAGGGGACACGUCAGGCAGUGAGAAUGCUCUGCGUCGUCUGAGGGGUAACGAUGCCGAGGAGGAAGUGCAGCGGGAACUGCAGGAGCUGAAAGCCACGCUGGAGGCCAAGGACACCAACAAAGCCAGUUCCCUAUGUUGUGUUCUAAAGAACAGGGAGCUGUGGAUGCCUCUCAUACUGGUGUGCUCCUUCCAGGCCACUCAACAACUCAGUGGAAUCAACGCGAUCUUUUUCUACUCCCUGGCGAUCCUGACGGAUGCUGGGUUCUCCUCGGGAGCAGCCACUUGGUUGAAUCUGGGAAUAGGUGGCUUCAAUCUGUGCACCUCGCUCCUGGGACCCUUCCUCAUACGGCGUUACCCCCGUCGUCCUCUGAUGAUGCUUUCGUGCUCCGUUUGUGGAAUUUCCCUGUUUGCCAUGUCCUUUGGCCUCUUUUACCUAAGUUCCUCAGGCAGUACGGUGUUGACCUAUUUCUGUGCCGGCUUCAUCCUGACCUUCAUUCUGGGCUUUCAGCUUGGUCUGGGCCCUAUAGCGUACUUUAUUGGAUCUGAGCUUUUAGAGGAUCAGCCUCGUCCUGUGGCCAUGUCAAUGGGCAGUCUCUUUUCCUGGAUUGGUAAUUUCCUGGUUGGGAUGUGCUUUCCCCUACUCCAGAGUGUCUGGAGCUCCUUUGCCUUUAUUCCGUGCAUGUGUGUGUGCUUCUACUGCCUAUUCCUCACGUGGCGAUAUCUACCGGAAACCCGAGGACGAGAUCCAAAGGACGUAAAGCCUCUAAUGAGCCAAGGAUUCGCCUCGAAGUUGAAGUAA